AUGAGCACUCAACAAGAAUUAAUCAACCAUUUAAAGGAAACCCUAUCCAAAAUUGAAUUAUCUCAAAACAUUGAAAAGGUCAAUUCUUCUCCAAAGAACGGUCACACUGCGUUUGCUCCAAAGGAUUUCAAGCAUUCCCCUUGCAAGAUGCCAUUGGAUGAAUUAUUGGAAUGUGGUACUGAAUUAAUUGAUUUCCAAUAUGCAAACCCAACUACUUACCAUGCUAUUAAAGGUUUAUCUGAUAUGUUAGUUGAAUCUGGGUUCAAAUAUAUCGACGAAAAAGAUGAUUGGUCCAGUUUGGCUGAUAAUCCAGGUUAUUAUUAUACCACCAGAAACGGAACCAGUUUAUCAGCAUUCAUUAUUGGUCCAGAUUGGAAACCAGAAUUUGGUGUUGGUGUUGUUGCAUCUCAUAUUGACUCUUUAACCGCCAAAUUAAAGCCAUCCUCUCUUAAGGAAAAAGUAGAAGGGUUUGAUUUGUUAGGUGUUGCACCAUACGGAGGUACUUUGAAUGAAUUGUGGUUUGAUAGAGAUUUAGGUAUAGGUGGUCGUGUUCUUGUCACAGAAUCUGGUUCCGACAAAGUUAAAUCUGUUUUAAUUGAUUCUACUCCUCAUCCAAUUGCUAGAAUCCCAAGUCUUGCUCCACAUUUCGGUAGCCCUGCUGUGGGUCCAUUUGAUAAAGAAGACCAAGCAGUUCCUAUUGUUGGCUACGUUUCCCCUGAAGAAGCUGCCAAUGCACCAGAAGUGACUGAUGAAGAAAAGAAAUCACCAUUAUAUGGUAAGCACUGUAUCAAUUUGUUGAGAUGGGUUGCCAAACAAGCAGGUGUUAAAGUUUCUGAAUUAGUUCAAAUGGAUUUGGAAUUAUUUGAUGUCCAAAAGGGCACUUUUGGUGGUAUCAAGAAUGAUUUCCUAUUUAUCCCAAGAUUAGAUGAUCGUUUAUGUAGUUUUGCAGCUAUUGGUGCUUUGCAUAAAUUCGCCACUUUACAAAAACCAAACCCUGAAGAUUUCACCAUGGUUUGUUUAUUUGAUAACGAAGAAGUCGGAUCUUUGACUAGACAAGGUGCUCAAGGUGGGUUAUUGAGCGCCGUGGUUUCACGUGUUGCCAAGGCAAUGGCUGGUAGUGAUGCUAUUGAUUUACACCGUAUCUUUGCCAAUUCCAUCAUCUUAUCCGCAGACGUCAAUCACAUGUUCAACCCUAACUUCAAGAAUGUUUAUAUGUCCAACCAUUCACCAAAACCAAAUGUGGGUAUUACUUUAUCCCUUGAUCCAAAUGCUCACAUGGCCACUGAUGUCGUGGGUACUGCCUUUGUAGAAAGACUAGCGGCUGUUAAUGACGAUAAAGUACAAUACUUCCAAAUCAAGAACAAUUCUAGAUCCGGUGGCACUGUGGGCCCAUUCUUGGCAUCUCAAACCGGUGCUAGAACCGUGGAUUUGGGUAUUGCUCAAUUAUCGAUGCAUAGUAUCAGAGCUACUACUGGUUCGCAAGAUGUAGGUCUUGGUGCACAUUUCUUCUGUGGGUUCUACAUGAACUGGAGAAGAAUCUAUAAUGAAUUUAAUGGCUUGUAG
Henningerozyma blattae CBS 6284 is the source of this 1563-nucleotide messenger RNA. RefSeq names its product metalloaminopeptidase APE1 (gene APE1). The record is from RefSeq and is a predicted model, not a curated record. Bases 1 to 1563 code for a protein of 520 amino acids. The transcript has a single exon. Gene Ontology annotation, molecular function: zinc ion binding; metalloaminopeptidase activity. Gene Ontology annotation, cellular component: fungal-type vacuole. Gene Ontology annotation, biological process: proteolysis. Lineage: Eukaryota; Fungi; Ascomycota; Saccharomycetes; Saccharomycetales; Saccharomycetaceae.